AUACCGAGCCAACUACUCUCAUUUGUUGACAGUUAUGCUAUAGGUAACCAUCGUAACUCUGCAUGAACAUGUUUAAAGCAUCUGCAUUCGAGCUAUUCAGAUAAUUAUGUUGUGAGAAUGUCAGUAUUAACACAACACCAUUUUUUACAAUUGGUUAUUUUUAGUCAUUUCCUUCAUGGCUCUAUUAGCUAAAAUGAACACAAGUCAGCUAUCGUUGCUACUAGCUAAUAUUCAAUGGAUGCUCUAACGGUGAAACAAUGUUAAUGAGCGAGCGUGGCUGAUUAAAUUACUUCCAAAAUGGUUGUGGAGGUAGAAAACUUCUUUGGUGUGUACAUGCUGUACUGCACCAAUCCUAAAUUCAAAGGGCGUAUUUACAUUGGCUUCACUGUGAACCCUGAGCGCAGGAUAGGACAGCACAACGCUGGACGGCACAAAGGGGGGGCCAAGAGGACGAGUGGAAGAGGACCAUGGGACAUGGUCCUGAUAAUACAUGGCUUUCCCUCUGAUAUUGCUGCUCUCAGGUUUGAGUGGGCUUGGCAGCACCCCCACUCCUCCAGGCGUCUCUCCCACGUCUCCCGGCGCUGCAGGAAAGAGACGAGCCUGCAGUUCCACUGGCGCGUCGUCUCCAGCAUGCUGCGGGCGGCGCCGUGGAACAGACUGCCGCUGACGGCCCGCUGGCUCAAACAGGAGUACAGGAUGGACUUUGAGCCCAGCCUGCAGCCUCCACUGCACAUCCCCAUUGCUUUUGGGAGCGUCAGGGCCAAGAAGAAGCUGCAGUCUCCAGGAGUGGAGGGGCAGGAGGAGCAGGAGACAUCCAGCUGUUUUCUCUGUAAAGGACUGGUCAAGGUGUCAGAAAAGCUGAGCUGUUUCCACCCAUCCUGCGGGAUGAGCGGUCAUGUGAUCUGCCUCGCUAAACAUUUCUUGAAGUCAGAGCCGACCCACCUCCUGCCAGUGGACGGCAAAUGUCCGGCCUGUAAAAGCUCUGUGCUCUGGGGGAGUCUCAUCCGCCACAAACACGGCUGCUUCGGAGACAUCGAGGAAUUCACCCCGUCCUCUUCCCAGAGCCACUGGGCCGAUGAACUGCAGAUAUAAGGGAGUGGAGCCUGCACAACGUCUGAAUACUUCCUUAAUGAACUGAGGUGACACAUGUCAUAGAGAAUCAUGGAGAUUAUGUGCAAUGGAUUUGACUUUUCAAACUGGACCAGAAUGUGAGAGAAAGCUGAUAAGCAGAAAUGCGCACAGGUUCCACACUCUCCAUCUAUCUAGUGCAACGUCAUUAUUUUAAUCACAUGGUGUAUUUUUAAUGUAUUCAGUAUUUGUGGAAGAAAUAGUUUUAAUGCAUUGUCUGACAGAGUUUUGUACCUGACACAUUAUUUUUUUGUCAAAGUAAUAAAGUGGGAAAAGUUGAAUUGCCA
Messenger RNA from Eleginops maclovinus (Patagonian blennie), 1415 nucleotides. It is a transcript of the gene slx1b, whose product is annotated as SLX1 homolog B, structure-specific endonuclease subunit. Gene Ontology annotation, biological process: double-strand break repair via homologous recombination. The record is from RefSeq and is a predicted model, not a curated record. NCBI's taxonomy places the organism in Eukaryota, Metazoa, Chordata, Actinopteri, Perciformes, Eleginopidae. The transcript has 5 exons. Gene Ontology annotation, cellular component: Slx1-Slx4 complex. Bases 298 to 1092 code for a protein of 264 amino acids. Gene Ontology annotation, molecular function: 5'-flap endonuclease activity; crossover junction DNA endonuclease activity.